Molecule: messenger RNA, 3685 nt
Organism: Podarcis raffonei (Aeolian wall lizard)
Lineage: Eukaryota; Metazoa; Chordata; Lepidosauria; Squamata; Lacertidae
Gene: USH1C
Product: USH1 protein network component harmonin
Exons: 21
Coding region: 99-1760 (553 amino acids)
Biological process (GO): inner ear receptor cell stereocilium organization; inner ear morphogenesis; inner ear auditory receptor cell differentiation
Cellular component (GO): plasma membrane; photoreceptor inner segment; stereocilia ankle link complex
Molecular function (GO): protein binding
Source: RefSeq, a predicted model, not a curated record
CUGCGCCCAGGACCAGGAGGAAACUGCAUCGGCUGGGUGCGCGCACCGACGAAGGUUCCCAGGGGGAAAGCCAAGCGAAGGUCGCUCUCCCCAUUGCCAUGGAGCGGAAGGUGGCCAGGGAAUUCAGGCACAAGGUUGACCUGCUGAUUGAUAGUGAAGCAGAGAAAGAUUAUCUCUAUGAUGUGUUGCGGAUGUACCAUGAAUCCAUGAAUCUUCCAGUGCUGGUGGGAGAUCUGAAGUAUGUAAUCAAUGAACCAAGCCGGCUGCCCUUAUUUGAGGCCAUACGCCCUCUCAUCCCAUUAAAACAUCAAGUGGAGUAUGAUCAGUUAACACCUAAACGAUCUAGAAAACUGAAGGAGGUGAGGUUAGAUCGUUUGCAUCCUGAAGGACUAGGGAUAAGUGUGAGAGGAGGUGUCGAAUUUGCCUGUGGCCUUUUUAUUUCUCAGCUAAUGAAAGGUGGACAAGCAGACAAUGUUGGACUUCAGGUUGGAGAUGAGAUUGUUCGAAUAAAUGGAUACUCCAUUUCUUCAUGUACUCAUGAAGAAGUGAUUAAUCUUAUUCGCACAAAGAAAAUUGUGUCUAUAAAAGUGAGACACGUUGGCAUGAUACCUGUGAAAAGUUCUACUGAUGAGCCUCUCAAGUGGCAGUUUGUAGACCAAUUUGUAUCAGAUCCUGGGGAAGGUAAAAGCAGUGUUGCAGGUCUUGCAUCAUCUGGAGGAAAAAACCACAAAGAAAAGAAAGUUUUCAUUAGCUUGAUUGGUACAAAGGGCAUGGGAUGCAGCAUUUCCAGUGGUCCCACACAAAAACCAGGCAUUUUCAUAAGUAAUGUUAAACCACAUUCUCUGUCUGCAGAAGUAGGAUUAGAGGUUGGUGAUCAGAUUGUUGAAGUAAAUGGAAUGGACUUUUCUAAUGUGGAUCACAAAGAGGCUGUGAAGGUGUUGAAAAGCAGUCAAACCCUAACUAUCACGGUUGUAACUGGAGCCGGGAAGGAGCUGUUUAUGACUGAAGAGGAGAAGCAGAGGGAAGAGACUAGCCGUGAGUUGGAGCGGCAAGAACUGAUGCGCCAGAAGAGGCUUGCACUGGAGACCAAUAAGAUCCUGAAAGAACAGCAAGAAAAGGAGAAAUUGCGAAAAAUGGAGAUUGCACAAAAAGCUGCAGAGGAGGAGGAAAGAUACCGUAAAGAAAUCGAACAGAUAAAGGCAGAAGAGGAGAAAUUUAAAAAGCAAUGGGAAGAAGACUGGGGUCAUAAAGAGCAAUCAAAGUCUCCCAAAACUGUAGUUGCAGAAGUACAUAGGCCUCCUCAUCAUAAACAUCGAAUAGAUGUAGAUGAAACUGCACUUGACCAUUCUGCAGCAGGUGAUAUGGCUGGAAUGAAGUCGAAAGAGAGUCAACAGGGCUUCCAGAAGUACGUGGAAAACUUUGAUCCCUACACAAUGUUUUCACCUGAUCAGAUUAUGGGGAAAGAUGUGCGACUUCUGCGCAUAAAGAAGGAAGGAUCAUUAGAUCUUGCAGUAGAAGGGGGCAUCAAUUCACCAAUUGGAAAAAUAGUGGUUUCUGCUAUUUAUGAAGGUGGUGCUGCAGACAAGCAUGGAGGCAUUGUGAAAGGGGAUGAAAUCAUGGCUGUGAAUGGCAAGAUAUUGUUGGAUGUUAAACUGGAUGAAGCUCAGGCGACUCUUGCAAAAGCCUGGAACAUGGGUGGGGAUUGGAUUGAUUUAGUCAUUGCUGUGUCUCCUCCCAAGGAAUAUGAUGAUGAAAUAUGAAGGAACAAUUAUGCUGGAAUUGAUGCAACAGGACAGCAGCAACACUGAAAGACCCACCUCCCGCUCCCAGCAUCUGCAUAAAAGGCAGGAUGCAGCAGCAGUGGAAAAAGUUGGAGGGGAGGGGGAGAGGAAGGGAGAAUGGGGCUGGAUUCUAGACACAUCAAGAAGUGUUUCAGUUAAAUGCAUUGCAAACUUUGUAUGAGAAAUUGGGUUAGCAAAAAUGGAGCUCCACAGCACCAUCUGGUGUCACAGUGUUAGAAUGCAUAAACAACACAUAUAAAGCGUAUUUUCUUUGCCAAGGUAGCCGAGUCCCGGGUGGAUAUUGAUUGAUUUUCACCAGGGGUGGCAGAAGAGAUGUGCAAGGGUGGGGGAUGGGGGUCAUUAUUCCACCAAGUAUCUUAGGUAGCAAGUGCUUCACUUCAGAAAAUAAGCUAUUUUAUAGGUCGAGUAAUGAGAAGGAGACCUAAGCCUAAGUGGUGAAGAUCCCAUUAGGCAGUUUCUGACAGGAAAACACAAGCUGGGGCUCUGAGGAUCCUUGGGACUUUAUAGAACACAAUUGUGACCAAAUAUUUAGCAGGACCUAGCAGUGAGUUGCUGUACGCAGAGAGCUUGAUGGCUUAUCAGGGCUACUAAGGGAAUGGCAAGAAGUUAAGGCUUUAAAUGGCCUAAAAUCCAUGAAAUCAUCCUAAUUUUUUUCAUCAUUCAACAAAUCAUCUACCAUGUAUUAUUAAACAUUCUUAAUGAAACCUGGAUAUUUUAUAAUACUUAACUGCUCUAAUGGCAGCCUGAAAUUAUCAGCCUAAUUCCAAUGCGUAUGGAAAUUUGUUUCUGCCUCCAAUACAUAUCUCUAGCUUAAUGAGAAACCAUCUCCACAAAUGGGGGAAUCAAUAAAACAACAGAAGUAGAGGAAUAACAGCAGCAGCAGCAGCAGCAGAGACUAUUCAAACAGCCGGAAGUUAAGCAAUAAAAAGGCUUUCUAAAUAAUAAAAAAGUGUUAACCACCUGCCCAAACCUAGAAGGAAAGGAAUUUGUUGGAUUUCAGUACAAAGGGCAUUCCACAACUGUGGUACCACCACUGACCAAGUCCUGUCCAUAGUAUUCACAAACCAAAAAAUACAGCCUACAAAACAAGCUGUAAAGCUUGGGUAGUUUCAAAAUAGCUGAUGUUAGUAGUUAUUAGUAGAGACAUAGAGGAGUGCAAGCAAGCAGAGAAGUAACUUCCAUACUUAUUGUGUGUUUUCAUAUCCUAUAUAUUUAGCCCUAUUCCUUCGUCAUCUGUCAUCCCCAACAUAAACAGAAAGGUUUUUGAAGGCAGUGCUGCAGUGUACAGACAAGGGUUUCUUCUGCAGCUCUAACCACUGCAGUGUUCCCUCAUGGUGAAUAGCAAAGCUGGGUGCACAUAUUAUGUUUUUGUGUAAAUGUGUACAUUGCAAUGCAUGAGCCUGCCUAUACUUUGCAUGCCGCUGAAAAGCUUUGCAGAAUGUUCUUUGGAAUUGGUAUUUCUCAUUUUCUUCAAUUAGUGCUAAAACUGUGGACCCUGUAGCAAGAAUAUUCAUGUAUCAUGUAGUAUUAUUUGGUAGUAUAUAAUGCCCUUUUCUCUAACUGCUUCCAAUGUGAUGUGUUUGACAAAAAAUUGGUAGAGACUAAAAAAAAAAUCAUUUUUCUUCAGUUCUUUUUCACUCUGUAUUAGCUAAGUAACUAAUAGCUCACUCAAAAAAAAAUGCAUUCAGAACUUGACAAGAUUGGAUCCAACCAACUCUGUCAGACAAAAACAUCAACUUCCACUGCUUGUACAAUUAGCAAAAUCUUAAAAAAUAACACUUCUGUUUUCAGAAUUUACAGGGAUGUGUGCAGUACACAACGACUUGUUCUUUAAAGCCUAUUAACAUCAAAUCGAAUAUUUAAACUUAUAAUCAGGCUUGCCA